AUGUUUAGAUAUAAUUUCAGACUGUUCAACUUUGCCAAAAAUAAUAAUCUCAUUGUUAAUGCAGUCGAUAUCAAGUUGAAGGAAAAAGGUAAAAGAUUGGAUGUUACCUUCGAUAAUGGUAGAUUUUUUUCAUUCUGUUCUGAAUAUCUUCGAGUUGAGAGCCCUUCUGCAGAAGUACAAGGUCAUCAUUCAUCACAAAAAAAAAUUGUUUGUGGUAGAAGAUAUGUUAGAAUUAUUGGUAUAGAACCGGUUGGAAACUAUGCAAUUAGAUUGAUCUUUGAUGACUUGCAUGAAUCGGGUAUUUAUAGUUGGAAUACACUUUACACGCUUGGUGCUACCAAGUAUUCAACAAUGAAGAGAUAUUUAUAUAAUUUAAAACAAUUAAACAAAUCAAGAGAUCCUAUAAGAAGUCGUUCUUAA
This is a messenger RNA of Heterostelium album PN500, 420 nucleotides long. RefSeq lists its product as uncharacterized. Bases 1 to 420 code for a protein of 139 amino acids. The transcript is spliced from 3 exons. NCBI's taxonomy places the organism in Eukaryota, Evosea, Eumycetozoa, Acytosteliales, Acytosteliaceae. The record is from RefSeq and is a predicted model, not a curated record.